AUGUUUGUUACUUCAAAAUUCCUUACCCGCUGGUCUUUCCCUUUUAUUAUGUUUCGGUUUUAAUUUACCUGCUUCGGUUACAAACCGGCGGUGCCGCCAGCAGGAAGUGAGAGAGAAACGCAGUUCAAUUCAACUUAACUCAACCACAAGGAGCCACGUCAUCAUCAAUUUCAUAGUUACCUUUCAAUAUGUCAGGCAGAGGACGAGGACGUGGCCGAGGGGGAUGGGGAGGAGGCCGCGGCAUGAUGACAUAUGCGAGAGAAAUGGAGUUUGAACUCUUUCCUGAGGAUGUUACUUUGCCUUCUAAUAAAGUCAAUCAUGAUGAUACUCUCAUGAAGGACUUGUUACGACGCAAUGCCAGGCUUCAAAAUUAUUGGAAAGCCUCUCCUUAUCUUAUCGAGGAAACAGAAGAGAACAAAAGGAUGCAUGUAGAAAGAUUUUCUGACAGGAACAAGACAACAUUUACUCGUGAUUCUUUAUCGCAGAUUUUAGUGUUCAAGGAAUUCCCUAAGGAGUUGGUUCGAGGUACAGCUACAGCUAGGCGUCCAAGCCGUAAAAGAUUUCGGUGGAACCCAGAGUCAGGUAUUAAGCGAAUUGAUUUCUUCGAACAGCUAGAGAAAAAGAACCAGGACUGGUGGGGGGAUGGCUGUUGUGGAAUUGGUACCUUGGGGGUUCCAUUAUUGUUGUUAUCACUGUUGCCACCAGCGUUGUUUCCUCCACUUUCAUCAUAGCUUCCGCUCCAUUAUCAUUGCCUCUUCUACCUCCAACAUAGCCGUUGCUGCAAAUCUCCUCCAGCUCCAAGCCAUCAUCACUUGAUCAUCUGUAAAACUCAUGGAGCUUUGAGCCUUGUAUAUUAGUUUUGGGAAGAAAAUUGCCUUUUGCUGAACAGAAUACUAAAUUUUCCUUUUUUAUUCAUUCUGUUGGGGGAUUUUAACCCACU
This is a messenger RNA of Arachis ipaensis, 940 nucleotides long. The record is from RefSeq and is a predicted model, not a curated record. Lineage: Eukaryota; Viridiplantae; Streptophyta; Magnoliopsida; Fabales; Fabaceae.